Xenopus laevis (African clawed frog) is the source of this 5055-nucleotide messenger RNA. RefSeq names its product abhydrolase domain containing 13 S homeolog (gene abhd13.S). The coding region runs from base 334 to 1344 and encodes 336 amino acids. NCBI's taxonomy places the organism in Eukaryota, Metazoa, Chordata, Amphibia, Anura, Pipidae. The record is from RefSeq and is a predicted model, not a curated record. Gene Ontology annotation, molecular function: palmitoyl-(protein) hydrolase activity. Gene Ontology annotation, cellular component: membrane. The transcript is spliced from 4 exons.
CGCCAUAAUGCAAGUCACGUGUUACAGCUCUGUCUGUGUGUCAUCCCGGAAGAGCAGCGGCAAAAGAAUAAACGCUAUGGGAUGAGGAGCCGAGAAGAACCUGCAGCCCCCAUGCCACGUGAGCAGCGCCGGCCGAUUUCAAAGUCAGGUUCUUAUUGUCCAGCUUGACUCACUGGCAGAAAGGGUACUAUUUAUUCUGGAAGAUUAACUGUUGCUCCGUACUUGCCUGUUGGCCUUACAACUUAAAAGAAGACUUCUUCAGACACUUCUGGUACUGGACCUGAAUAUCUACACUUAUCUACUCUAAAAGACACACUGAAGUGACCUUUCAUAAUGGAAAAACAUUGGGUUUUAUGGUCAUGUGCGGAAAGAUGGCUGUUGGCAUUAGCAUCAUGGUCGUGGGGUCUCUGCCGAAUUUGUCUCUUACCAUUAAUAUUAACUUUUAACAUGUAUGGUGGAGUGAUUUUACUUUUGUUGAUUUUUGUUUCUAUAGCUGGAAUCCUGUUUAAGUUUCAGGAUGUGCUACUGUAUUUUCCUGAUCAACCUUCUUCAUCAAGACUUUAUAUUCCAAUGCCAACUGGAAUACCACAUGAAAAUAUAUUUAUAAAAACAAAAGAUAAUAUUCGUCUGAAUCUCAUCUUGCUGAGAUACACUGGAGAUAACUCAAGCUUCUCCCCAACAAUUAUUUAUUUUCAUGGUAAUGCAGGAAAUAUUGGACAUAGGUUACCAAAUGCAUUGCUGAUGCUGGUAAACCUUAAAGUGAACUUAAUUUUGGUUGAUUAUAGAGGAUAUGGAAAAAGUGAUGGAGAGCCUAGUGAAGAAGGCCUUUACAUGGACUCAGAAGCUGUUUUAGAUUACGUCAUGACUAGGCCAGACAUUGAUAAAACAAAGAUAAUAUUAUUUGGACGUUCUUUAGGGGGAGCAGUGGCUAUCCACCUAGCUUCUGAGAAUGCACAUAGAAUUUGUGCUCUUGUGUUGGAGAAUACUUUUCUUAGCAUCCCUCACAUGGCAAGCACCUUGUUUUCAGUCCUUCCGAUGAGAUACCUUCCAUUAUGGUGCUACAAAAAUAAGUUCUUGUCUUACAGAAAAAUCGUCCAGUGCCGAAUGCCUUCGUUGUUUAUAUCUGGGCUUUCAGACCAAUUGAUUCCUCCAUUCAUGAUGAAGCAACUUUAUGAACUAUCUCCUUCCCGGACUAAAAGACUGGCCAUAUUUCCAGAUGGUACACAUAAUGAUACGUGGCAGUGCCAAGGUUACUUUACAGCACUUGAACAGUUUAUUAAGGAGCUGAACAGCAAUCACUGUCCUGAAGCCAAUGCAAAGACUUCGAAUGUCACUAUAAUAUAGAUAGUGGUUUCUCUUGCACUUCUGUAUAUAUUGUUUGUGAGGUGUGACAACAGAAUGCCAUUUGUACUGCUCUGAACUGAAAUUUCUCCCUAGAAAAACUUGAAAACGGUAUUUUAAAAUGAUUCAGAACUGUGCUGAUUUUUCCACAUAAACAGAUGUCCAAGAGCUUAUGCUAUCUUCAGAUGCCUUUCAUUUUAAACAAAGUACUAGCAGAUCUCUUUCUUAAAGGUCAACUAAAAGCCCAGAAAAUGUUCUAAAACAUUGAUACCUUUUUCAUAGGACUGCUGUACCAGUCCCAAGAUAAACGUUAUUAUAAAAAAAAAAUGUGGAAGAACAGGAACUGGCCUUAAAUUUGUAGCUUACUUUUGGCUCUCCCUCACCACCCCAAGUGGUUUUGUAACCCCUUAGCCUUUGUUCAGACCCUACUAAAAUGCCUUAGAUGGCUAAUGCACUCAUAGUUGAUUUGUGCAUGUCACAGGAGAGGGCAGCUAAGAUUCCUAUAAAUGGAUAGAGCACCAGAAAAUUGAUUAUUUUACUUCCAGGCUGAUACAGCAUGUCUGACUGUGUUACUUUUGGAUGUGUCUUUUUCUAUACAGCUUGUGCUAAUGUAGUUCAUGAUAUCUUCUAUAAUCCAAACCAAAACAUUUACCUUGGGCAUAGGCAAUGUAAGCUAUUCACUACACUACAUGAUGCUGUUCAUUUAGUCUCGUUGGACUGCAAAACUCUAUUUAAAUCUCAGCUGAACUUGUUUUGAGAUGACAAAAUAUAGAUGAAUUUUGAGAAACUACCCUCUCAAAUGAACUUUAUUAAUAAUGAUCUAUAAACAGAACUGAUUUUUGUUCAACCUUCAGUAAUUAUGAUAAUGAUUUUAAUUCUGCAUUGGUGAGGCAAUAAUAAGGCAGCACUCAUUAGGAUACUGUCACGUAUGGUAUCCCAAACCCAGAACAAACCCCAAGUUCCCAGCCUCCGCUCACGCUUCUGCCGAUAGCAGCCACCUUUGGCUUCGGGAGGAGCCCUCCACUACUCAGAUGUCAGCAGGUCUUAAAAUGAGAGGACCAGGGAUAAAGUUGUGGGCAGGCAAGUGAACAGUAAUGUAAACAAGAGGAACAGAGAGUGAAGUCGCGGAACAGGUGAUGACCGUACCAACCAGACAGUUCAGAAUCAGGAGCCUAGUCAAGAUAAACAGGCUGGGGUCAAAACCAAUCGGUAACAUGGUACAAAUACAGGAUCCAGAAGAGUUGUCAAACAGGCAAGAGUCGGUUCAGGCAGCUAUACAGCAAGGUCAAAAACAAGUAAAGGUCAGGAACAGAAAAUCAAAAGAGAAUCACACCCAGGAACUAUUAGGAAAUAGAUCUAAGUUGGGCAAUGAGGCAGUGCAGUGUAGGGGGUUUUGUAGCCAGACUAAUGGCUUAUACACCUGUGGCCAGAUUGGCAAGAGGUGAAACAAGCCAUGCUUACUUGCAAUUACAAAGCAUAGCCAUAGGACUGAAGCAGGGACUUAGCCGUCUACUCACAUAAAGUAUUGGUAACGCAGACAGUACAGGAACAUCCGGUCCCCAGUUCAACUCCAGGCAGGUUGUUACAGAUACUUUUGUUUGCAGGCUGCAGGGGCUGAACAGACCAACAAGUACCAGGUUUAUAUGAUGGGUUUUUCACCUUUUGAGGAACAAUUGUCCAAUAUAAUUACUCAACAAAAAUCAAUUAACAUUGUAUCACUAGUUAAUAUUGCCUCUUACCAGACAAUCCUGGUCUUCCCUUCUGUAGAAGGGGGUUGCCAACCCCAUCUAUAUUCCAUUAAUGCAGAGAUCAGCAGCAGGUAGAAACUUCCACAAUGACAUGGCAUUUUUCGGGUGAUAAUCCGAAAAAAACUGAGUUUUGGAUGUCAAAUCUGAAAAAAUCGUACAAUUCUGUUUUUUUAUUUUCACAAUUUUAUCAAGUCUUGUCCCGCAUUAGAUGUUUUGGAGUAAAUUUAUUGAUAAAUACAGUAAAAAAAAAAAAAAGUGGUUUUAAUAAAAUAGUGAAAAGUUUUCGGAUUUUAGUAAAUAACACUCUUAGAGCCACAGCUGCCAUCACUUAAGUUACAUUCCUGAUCUUCCUUCGCUGCUGAUCUCUGUAAGAAUGCUUAACCCUGUGAUUAGGUAAGUGCACAUUUUAAUCUUGGAUAUCUUGGAUAUAAUUAAAAUUAAGUUUUGCAACAUAAAUCAUUUUGAAAAAGUGUUUCUUUUGCAAAGUCCUACCGCUUUAGUAGAUGAACAACCUCUUUAAGAAAUAUCUGUGGGCAAGUAAGGCUACAGCAGAUAGCAUGUUUUGAGUGGCCGUUAAAAUAGUUGCGGAUUGCUCUGUAUUAGUUUCUACCUUUUCAGGAAUAAAUACUGGCUUUCAUAUUUUCUCUCUUAUGGUAUGAGGUAUAAUUUUCACCUCCUAGGCUGGCUAAAUGCUGGCCAAUUUGUAACCUAACAUUGUAUUGGCUUUUCUGGGAUGAGUAUCUUGUGAAUACUCAGUGGUGCACGGUUUCCCCUGAUUGCCAAUACCUUUUAAAUGCGAUCUGCGACUGAAUGCAAGCAUUUUUCAAUUUCCCUACCAAAUAUUCUCUUUUUUUUUUUUUUUUUUCUACAUGAACAUUAGCUUGCCACAUAAUGGAAAUUGGAUUUUUUUUUUUGUUUAGUUAAAAUAAUUGCAACUGUCUAAAUGCAGCAUUAACCAGCAACACAUUACAUGAUUUUAGGAGAUUUUUGAUGGAUACCAUACUGUGAUGUUUCAUAUGAUAUAUUAAGCGGUGGCUUAGAUCUCUUUGUAGUGCUCAUCCAGGAGAUACUUUUAUUACGCAUGCCUAUAAUUUUCUGUUGUCUGUGUAGUACACACAAACAAUUUUCUUAGAGGAAAUCAUUCUGAUUAUUUUCAUUGCCUUCCUAUUCGUAAUUCUUCCUUCCUGACAACUGAGAAAGGGUCAGCCAGUAUAUUUAUUUUUUAUUUGUUGUAUCCAUUUUAUUAAAUGUUUGAAUAAUGGAUCUGAAGCAAUAGUUACUUGUAGAUGUUUUUUUCGUAUUCUAGCUGGAUAUAAUUAAGGUAGACUGUAUUAGUUGUACUGAAUCUUGUAAUAAAGUCUGGUUAAAACACAAUGGGGUAUAUUUAUCAAAAAGUGAAGUUAGAGAUCACCGCAGUCAUCUAGAGUGAAAUUCCACAACGCCAUUUAUUUCUGAGAUUUUGAAAGGCAUUUUUAUCAAAGGGUGAAUUUUCACUUUCACCCAUUGAUUAAUGUCUUUUAAAAAUCCCAUAGAAAUGAAUGAAGAGGGGUGGUAUUUCACUCUAGAGGACUGUGGUGAUCUCUAACUUCACUUUUUGAUAUACCCAGAUGACUUUUUCUUUUGGAGUAACUGCAAGAAUGGCUAGAGGACCUGCAGCGAAGACAUUUAAGUGCUGAAGCUGAGGAAAAUAAAAAUAAAAUGCAGUACAUUGCAUUGCAUGUGUUUAUAUUUGCAUUUUCUGUGUCCAACACAGUGCUUAAAUGUGGUAUGAGAUAUUUUAUAUGAUUUGUUUUCCAAACAUUGGAGUAUUAUGGUUGAUAGUAUGUCGGACUUACAACCAAAUGCAAGGGCUUGUUCAUAACUGUAAGAAUGAUCACUUUGUAUAACAAGUUAUUUCAGGACCAAUGUUUUAUCCACAUAAAGCUGUAAAUAUUUAGAAUAAAUGAUUCAUGAUUUUGAAAUUUAA